UGGAGAGGCAAGUGCACUUAACAGUACUUAGAGGUUGAGGUUUUAUUAGUCUAUUUACUAACUGUUUGUUAGCAAAUAGUUGUUCGAGGAUUUACAAUGAGUGGUAAUCGCCGAGGAAUAGGUUCUGCUCUACUUUUUCUGGCACUCUCUGUGACUUAUCAAAUUCUACCAUCAACGCGGGCAUUCCCAAUAGAUUGCCAAAAGAACACUGCAGUCUGUUUAGAAAAAAUAACGAAGGACGUCACUCAAGUUCAGGAGAACAAAACAUUGGCGAAAUCUAAGAACUGUGUUGAGCUCUACUAUUCCGGUCAAAGGAUCAGCGGUGUUUACACAAUCGACCCAGAUGGCUCAGGUGCCUUUAAUGUCUAUUGUGACCAAACUACUUCCGGUGGGGGAUGGACAGUCUUUCAGAAGAGAAUGGAUGGCUCCGUUGAUUUUAACCGCACCUGGAAUAACUACAAAUAUGGCUUCGGUAACUUGCUCGGUGAAUUUUGGCUCGGACUGGACAAGAUAAACCGUCUGACACAAAACAAAACAAAGAACAUGCUUCGAAUAGAUCUGGGGGUAACUACGCGCCAAACUGUUCACGCUGAGUAUGAAUGGUUUGGGAUUGGGAAUGCGACGGCUGACUACCGCCUGUACAUUGGCAAUAUGACAACAGAUUCAACUGUUUCCUCUGACUCCCUCAAUCCUCACAAAGAUCUCAUUUUUGGUACCUGGGAUAGAGAUCCUGCCCAUUGUGCUCAAAAAAGAGGCGGAGGCUGGUGGUAUGGCAACAGUAGUGCUUGUGCUGUUUGGUCGAAUCUCAACGGAAUUUAUCCGCAUUGUCGAAAGGAAACCUGGGCCGAUAUCCAUUGGGGAAAAUUAGAUCCAAACAGUCCCGCGGGUAGCGCCCCCAUAUCAACUGAAAUGAAAAUUAGACCAGUGGAUCUUUUUUAAAAUUUUCUGACGGUAAAGUGUUCAUGUAUAUAGUGAUUUCUGCGUCCUCUGAUCGGUCGACUUCGCUUUUAUUACAAUUGUGAUUGGCAGAUUAGUGAUCGAGUGGCCGUCCUUGAAUUUGAAUGAAUUCCGCCAAGGGAACAUCAUCGUUAACUGUUUCCCUCGCGAUCAGGCAUCAAGUGCAUUUAUUUGCAUGCAUGGUGAUUUUGAUUCUUUUUUACGAACUAUUCAUUGUUGAUUUGAAAAC
Messenger RNA from Pocillopora verrucosa, 1186 nucleotides. Lineage: Eukaryota; Metazoa; Cnidaria; Anthozoa; Scleractinia; Pocilloporidae. The record is from RefSeq and is a predicted model, not a curated record.